This is a messenger RNA of Bipolaris maydis ATCC 48331, 1904 nucleotides long. Its product is annotated as fungal-specific transcription factor domain-containing protein. Gene Ontology annotation, cellular component: nucleus. Gene Ontology annotation, molecular function: zinc ion binding; transcription cis-regulatory region binding; DNA-binding transcription factor activity, RNA polymerase II-specific. Gene Ontology annotation, biological process: positive regulation of transcription by RNA polymerase II. The record is from RefSeq and is a predicted model, not a curated record. Lineage: Eukaryota; Fungi; Ascomycota; Dothideomycetes; Pleosporales; Pleosporaceae.
GCCGACAACAGACAGCAUUUGCAUAGCCAUGCCCAUCCUCAUGCCUCCCCGGUGACUAUCUCAGACGAGCCCCUCACCUUUUCCUGAACCUUCGGACCAUGGCUGAGCCCAAGCCGCGCCAGCGCAAAUUUGCCCCCCGGUCACGCACAGGCUGCUUGACAUGUCGAACUCGGCGCAAAAGAUGCGAUAACGCGCAACCUCAGUGUGCCAACUGUGCACGACUCAAUCUCAAGUGCGAGUGGCAGCCUCCACGCAAGAUUGUUUCGUCGGAGCCACUUUCUCCGCCCUCUGCUUCCAAAAGCCCCGAUCUCCACACUGAGCUUUCUUUACGCCCUGGUCUCGAUCCGUGGGAUGCCCUGCCCGGUGACCACCAAGCCGAAAGAAUGCAUUUGCUGCAAUACUACGUAGAGGCUUUCGUGCCCAGCGUCCAGGUAGCCCCGAUACCCACCAGUUUCUACACCAGUCUCUACAUGCCUUGGUCCUUUCAGAUUGAAGGUAUGCUGGAUGCCAUCCUCGCCAUUUCCUCCGCUCAGCUGGCACGAAGAAGUCAAGACGCCCAUCGUGCCACCCAUCUGCGAGCUGUCUCAACCCGUCAUGAGAAGAAGUGCUACGACUUUAUUCGAGAGCGCUUGUCUCCCUCCGGUGGACUACCAAAAGACACCUACCAAGUCACGGCCGUCAUCUUGAUUUUGGUUGGCCUGGAAGCUCUCAAUGGCGUCAAGACGACCAGGUGGAUUUCUCAAUUGAAGAGUGUUCAGCGCAUUCUAAACUCACUUUCCCCCGAGCAGAGCAUCAUGGAUUGUGUCGAGGUUGACUCCCUACAUCGGCACUUUACAUACCACUUUGCUUCUGCCUCACUUAUGGCCCGCGUUUCCAACCCCGGAAAGGCUGGCUCACCUGACCAGGGCUUGCUCUCAAUCAGUGCUGCCCUUAUGCCAGGCACGAUUGAUCCUCUCAUGGGCAUCUCGUACCAGCUUUGUGACCUUAUUUCCCGCAUCCAAUACAUCAAUGUUUCAAACCCAGCUUUUCCGCUGACGACAGAAGCUUCCUUUCAUGUAAUAGAACAGGGCAUACAGCAUUGGAGUUACGACAAUCCUUUCGCACUAGGUGUUGACACCACCAUAGCACUCGACCUUGUUUCACUCGCAGAAGCCUACCGUCUUGCCGCCCUCAUUCAACUUUAUCGUACUUCAACAAGUCACUCGCAUCUCAUUCCUGAUUGCGCAGCCCGAACCAUGAAUUUCAUUGCCCGCAUCCCUCCAGGAAGUGCUGCUGAAUCAAGCCUACUCUACCCAAUAUUCCUAGCUGGCGCAGAGCUAGACGACGAAGCAGCUAUCGAGCAAUGCUUCACAAGAUUGGAUGGUAUCCAGAAACGCAAUCGCUAUGAGAAUGUAGAGUGUGUCCAGAAGGUUCUAAAGGAGGUUUGGCGGCCAAAGCUUGAAGGUGGGCGAAGACGUGACUGGGAAGAAGUAGUGCGCGAGUGGCAAUGGUCCUUCACUCUUGGAUAAACAACAAGUCGCAUUAGUUUACAGCCUAAUCAAUUCAAUUAAGCUAAAGGGGGCCCGAAAACCAAUCAAUUUAGUUUGGGACUCCCAAAAUUGGUUGAAUGGAUUGUUCACAAGUCUGGCCAUUGAUCAUGCGAGGGUCCAGAGUAGUACGCAUCGCUCAUGAAUCAAAAGGCUGCGAGCUGAGCAUCAGAAGAGAAUGGAUAUGCAGAGAAAAGUCUAUGCACAAGCGCGCCAGGCCUGCUAUAAGCAUCACCAAACUAUCGGAAAGUAUUAGGCGCUCAAACGACCAUUUGGGACAUGUGACAAGUCGAGAUGUACCUCAAGACUAAAGGACUGAACUACCAUGUACCGCAAGUACGAUCUCCCAUGCAAAUACACACCAAAAAUUGACUGAGU